Molecule: messenger RNA, 3625 nt
Organism: Corythoichthys intestinalis (scribbled pipefish)
Lineage: Eukaryota; Metazoa; Chordata; Actinopteri; Syngnathiformes; Syngnathidae
Source: RefSeq, a predicted model, not a curated record
CGGUGUCGCACUUCCGGGUAUGACCUCGCAUUAAAAAAUAGAGAAAAGAUCCCUGACUGACAUACAAGUCCCAUCGUUAAUCGGUGGAUGUGUUUUUAAGGGUGUACAACACGCAGUGUUCAAAUACACCGUUUGAUUUUGACAAGCUCAUUUUUUUUUGCGGUUGGUGACAUGCUUUGGAAUGACUGUUGUUCUCAAUGCUAAAAACAAAAGGUGCUAACGGCUAGUGCUAGCUCGUUGGCGUUGAGAGUAUCCAUGCGCGAAUGUCUAUGACGCACUGAGGCCUCCGCGUUUCAAGACUAUACAUAAAAAAUGGAAAAAAUCUCGUGUUUGUUUCUACUUAUGUCCGCCCUUUACCGACCCACUGCGGCGUGUGCUGCCAAUGCGGCAGGGAAGACAACCAGCACCGACACGCUGAUUCUGUGCCGUGCGUGCGGACACGAGCUGGCCUCCGGCGCGGACACCAUCCCCACCGUGCACAGCCGCAUGGCGCUGGCCGGCCGUAAUGACACGUUGCCGGGCGGCCGGAGGGUGCACGUUCAGAUGUUUGAGAACCCACAAGGUCUUCAAUUCGAGGUGGUCACCUUCCGCAGAGCGGACGUGGACAAACGGUGGCCGGCGGAGAAGCACUUCUCUUGGUUCCCGGGAUUUUCGUGGACCGUGGCAACAUGCCCGCGAUGUAGGGCUCACUUAGGUUGGGCCUUCCAGCCAAGCUCAUGGCCCACCACCAUCUCAUCGUCGCUGUUCGAGUCUUCGGAGCAGACCUUCCUGGCUCUGAUUGUCGACCGCCUGCUGAGAGAAGAUUUUGCCUCCAGCCUGCUCAUCACCCCCAAAUCCUUCAUCAGCUGACCUAUUGUGCCAGAACACUCCCACACACGUGUAUAUACACAUUAACAUUUUAUUAUUGAAACAAAAGUUUACACCUCAUGCAAUUUCUUUCCCUACCGCCUAGCGGAAAAAGGAAGCUGGGAUGUUCAAUAGAUCCAUGAAGUGAGCAUUUGGGGGGGCGGGGGGCAAAAUUUACAAGCUUUUUUUCCCAUUUUGUUCUUUAUUAAAAAUGUCAUUUCAAAUUCCAUGGAUAUCUGUAAAACAAUACAAUGAAAAAAAAAGUCCCAUAGAAAUGGUGUCAAAAUAACCACUCUUGCACCACCCAGUCCACUUGACCCCCCCUCCCUCCCCUACUAGUAUCCAACAUGCCUCCCCCCUCUUAACAUGACAGGAAUGAGCUGCUGAGGGGAAGAAAAAAAAAACUUUCAAAAAAUAAACAAGAUUGAUGAGGUCUGCUAGUCCUAAGGUGACUACACCAAGGCUUCUCACCACACCUGGAAACAGGAGCAUGUCUGUGGGAAGUGUCUUCAAAUUCUACAAGAUUCUAUUUUUAUUUAACUUUUUAUUUUUAUGUAUCUUCAACAAGAGAUGAAUCCCGGGGGUUGUGUACGACGUACGUAUACUCACAACUGUGGAGAAAAAAAGUGCCGUCGGCCUUUUCUUAAGAGAGAAACGGAACCCGCGGGUGAAGGAGAAGGCUUCAGAAUGUCAAAAAUGAAGCACACGCAUGGACUUAAUAAAACAACGACAAAAACAAAAACGGAACAGCAAAAAUAAACCUUUGCUCCCGAACAUGAGUUGAUAAAGCAAAUGGGGAAUAGAAACAGUGAGGAUGAGGAGGGCACAGCCCGGCGGGCUUCUCAGUCGUCUUCUCCCUCGUCAUCCUGGGUGUGAAAAUCCAAUUAGUCAACGACAACGUGCCAACUUAAAAAAUUCAUACCUCUCCGUCUUCUCCAUCAUCAUCCUCAUCAUCUUCUCCAUCCUCAUCACCCUCCUCGUCGAUGUCCUCCAGGCCUUCCUCGUCUUCAUCCUCCUCUUCGUUUUCACCUUCCUCAUCAUCCAUGUCAGGGACCUACCGACGACACCGUUUUAACACAGGGGUACUUAACCUGGGUUCAAGUGAUCCCAGAGGUUUAGCGACUGUUAAGGUCUUUCAUAUCUUCAUACGCUAAAUAAAUCUAGGCAAAGGGAUGUUUUAGACUGGUUUGCCUACAAUUUCCAGGUUUGAUUCCAUCUCUUUCGACUGCUAGUCCUCUAUCUGAUGGGAGGAGUUGAUAUGAGGUCGUAAUAUGAGGAAGUGCAGCAGACCUAUGUUUAGCACACUCAAAUUUUGAAUCGCUUAAAAACAUUAAAAAAAGAAGAGAUUUGAACAGGAAUUAACCUCGAUAUUAACUUGCUAGGUUAGAUAUAUCAGGAGUUAGAUAACUUAUUCAAUUCCGAAGCAUUCAGUUAAUGCAAAUGGGUUUAGUACCUUUAGGUUAAGAACCAUUGGUUUAACACCAACAUCUCAUUUUUGGCAACAAUUUUUAAAUUCAAGUUACCAGGUAGUACUGCAGCGGGUUGGGCCAUAUGUCGUCCUUGAUGACUUCGCCCAGCUCAUCGGCGCCAGCGUCGGCAUGGUCUGUGAACCAAGUGAAGAAGCUCUCAGGCUCUUCGUGUUGCCUCUUGCGGCCUGCUUUGUUCUGCGUCUGGCUGGAGCGCUUGGUCAAGUCCUUGGAAUGAAAGCAAACCAUGAAAAUGAGAAUCACAGGCCAGCAAAUCUUAAAAAUCAAUUACAAAUAUUUUUUGCUCCUCUUUACAACUCUUUACCUUUCCUGAUUUCCAUUUGAUUUCUGUCGACUUUGAAGACGGGUCGCCGCUCUCGUUCAGGUGGAAUUCUUUGGAAAGGACUUUGUUUUCAAAGUACGGGUUGUCAUCAAAAUACUAAGAGAAAAGAGCCCGACGUUAAGGGCGCCUCCGCUUCGUGCACACACGUACGAUGGAAAGUACUUACAAAAUCUAUUCUGUAACCUGACUUUAUGUCUUCGAACUCUGUCACCUCCACUCGGCUCAGGUAGUGAAGCGCCUCCUCAUCCUCCUCCCCCAGUAGAGCAGAUACUACAGAAAACAGAAAAGCAGCGUUAAAAAACACGAAACAGCAUUUUGAUCAAGUGACUCUGUGGGUCCGGACCUUGUGGAUGGUUGACAAAUGUGGUGACCCAAAAGUUGGGGAUUUUGGCGAUCAGUUCCGAUCUCUUCUGAAAGAACGGCUGGCGGAGUUUGUUGUAUUUCUGUUCUACUUUCAGGAUCUCCUCGCUGGCCUGCUCGUUCAACCUGCUCAAAAAUUAAUUUCCGUUGUCAGAAAAGCAUGCUCAGCACAAGAAAAAUGUGUACAUUCAUCCAAGUUUUAAAAGGUUUUCAUUUUUCCCGUAAUUAUUCAACUUAUUUUGUUUCAAAUCUCAACAAAACUUAUUAGUAAUUUCCCGAUCUUCAUAAGACUGGUUCUUCAAUUAACGGAUACUAUAUUUAAGUCAGAAUUGCUCGUCACAUCUCAUCCACGAGGCCAUAAAGUAAAGCACACCAUUGAAGUAGUAUACAGGAUAAAUCAUCAGUUGUGACCAGAGUCACGUUUAUAGCUUUCACUUUUUAUUGAAUGGUUCAACGAUUAGACAUGUACUUACAACAGUAGUUUUUACAUGUUAAAUUCUAGCUUUGCUCUUUCAAUUGGUGUCAAAUAAGCCGAAAUCUACAGUUUUAUCACAUAUUUAAAGCAUUAUUCAGUGGAACAUUUGAUCUUAAAAAAUAUAUAUCUGAAGAC